Messenger RNA from Chinchilla lanigera (long-tailed chinchilla), 1809 nucleotides. It is a transcript of the gene Wif1, whose product is annotated as WNT inhibitory factor 1. Gene Ontology annotation, cellular component: extracellular region; cell surface. Gene Ontology annotation, molecular function: signaling receptor binding. The record is from RefSeq and is a predicted model, not a curated record. NCBI's taxonomy places the organism in Eukaryota, Metazoa, Chordata, Mammalia, Rodentia, Chinchillidae. Gene Ontology annotation, biological process: anatomical structure development.
CGCUGCGGGCCGAGCCGGGGCCGCCCGAGGACGGCCUGUACCUGUGGGUCGACGCACGCCAGGCCCGGGUGCUCAUCGGAUUUGAAGAAGAUAUCCUGAUUGUUUCCGAGGGGAAAAUGGCCCCCUUCACACAUGAUUUCAGAAAAGCGCAGCAGAGAAUGCCGGCUAUUCCCGUCAAUAUCCAUUCCAUGAAUUUUACCUGGCAAGCGGCAGGGCAGGCAGAAUACUUCUAUGAAUUCCUGACCUUGCGCUCCUUGGAUAAAGGUAUUAUGGCAGAUCCAACUGUCAAUGUCCCUCUGCUGGGAACAGUGCCUCACAAGGCAUCAGUGGUUCAAGUUGGCUUCCCGUGUCUUGGGAAGCAAGACGGGGUGGCAGCGUUUGAAGUGAACGUUAUUGUAAUGAAUUCUGAAGGCAACGCCAUCCUGCAGACCCCUCAGAAUGCCAUCUUCUUCAAGACGUGUCAGCAAGCGGAGUGUCCGGGAGGCUGCCGAAACGGAGGCUUCUGCAAUGAAAGAAGAGUCUGUGAGUGUCCAGAUGGAUUCUACGGGCCUCACUGUGAGAAAGCCCUGUGCGUGCCACGAUGUAUGAAUGGUGGACUUUGUGUCACUCCUGGCUUCUGCAUUUGCCCACCUGGAUUCUAUGGAAUCAAUUGUGAUAAAGCAAACUGCUCGACCACUUGCUUUAAUGGAGGGACCUGCUUCUACCCGGGAAAGUGCAUCUGCCCUCCAGGGCUAGAAGGAGAACAGUGUGAGAUAAGCAGAUGCUCACAACCCUGUCGAAAUGGAGGUAAAUGCAUCGGUAGAAGUAAAUGUAAGUGCUCCAAAGGCUAUCAAGGAGACCUGUGUUCUAAGCCUGUCUGUGAGCCUGGCUGCGGUGCACAUGGAACCUGCCACGAACCCAACAAAUGCCAGUGUCAGGAAGGUUGGCAUGGAAGGCACUGCAAUAAAAGGUACGGAGCCAGCCUCCUGCAUGCCCUGAGGCCACCAGGCGCCCGGCUCCAGCAGCAGCACACGCCUUCACUUAAAAAGGCUGAGGAGCCGCAGGAUCCACCUGAAUCCAAUUACAUCUGGUGAACUACGACAUCUGAAACGUUUUAAAUUACGCCAAGUUCAUAGCCUUUGUUAACCUUUCAUGUGUUCAGUGUUCAAAUAAUGUUCAUUACACUUAAGAAUACUGGCCUGAAUUUUAUUAGCUUCAUUAUAAAUCACUGAGCUGAUAUUUACUCCUCUUUUUAAGUUUCCUGAGUAUGUCUGUAGCAUGAUGGUAUAGAUUUUCUUCUUUCAGUCCUUUGGGACAGAUUUUAUAUUAUGUCAGUUGGUCAGGUUCAAAUUUUGUCUUUCCAGUGUGUAGUCGGCAGGUUUUUGCAAAAUUACAAUACAGUCAUGGUGUUGAGGGGCUGGGGAAGAUUGGAGAGGUUAAACUGGGCAAAAAUGCAUAAAUCACAAGGGUUUGGAUGAAGCAGUUAAAAGGGUUGAGGUUACAAUAUUUCAAAUUUUAUUGUCAUAUAUUUAGGUAUUUGUCAUAUUUUUACUGACUGUAUUUUUAAGCUCUCAUACAAUAUAUUUGACCUUACCAUUAUUCCACUGACUUCAAUAUUGAAGAAAAAAACACCCCCAAAAUUACACUGUGGUAGUAGCAUUUAAACAAUAUAAUAUAUUGUAAACAUGAUGAAAUAGGGAAUAUAAUGUAUGAAGUUUUUGCAUUGGCUUGAAGCAAUAUAAUAUAUUCUAAACAAAACACAGCUCUUACAUAAUAAACAUUUUAUACUGUUUGUAUGUAUAAAAUAAAGGUGCUGCUUUAGUUUUCUGA